Penicillium roqueforti is the source of this 1758-nucleotide messenger RNA. RefSeq names its product chromo domain-containing protein. The record is from RefSeq and is a predicted model, not a curated record. Lineage: Eukaryota; Fungi; Ascomycota; Eurotiomycetes; Eurotiales; Aspergillaceae. Bases 1 to 1758 code for a protein of 585 amino acids. The transcript has 3 exons.
AUGGCAUCUGAUUCUGAGAUGAAUGAUGCCUCUGGAGUUGGUGAUGUCGACUCUCUGGCGUCUACCGCCCAAAGUGAAGAGGAAGCGGAGUAUCUCGUGAAUGACAUCCAUGCGGAACGGAGGUUCUACGUAGAACCAGAUUCUGAGGAUGACGAAGGAGUCUUUAUCACUCAAUAUUUGGUUGAGUGGGCUGGGUACAGCAUGGACAGAUGCAGUUGGGAGCCGAAGGAAAUGUUUACUUCGGAAGAGACCCUAGAUGGCUGGGAAGAGAAAAAGAAACAAAUUGCGGAGGGCAAGGUGACUCCCUUCAAUCUCAAGUCGUGGGAGAAGCAUAUGAAGUUGUUGGAGAAGAAAACAAAAAAGCGAAAAGAAGAGCGAAGGCGCAAACGAGAGCAAAGGGCACGGCAGAAAAGCCUCCCCCAAACUGAAUCAUCUCGACUGGCCAAUCCCGAUAUCAUAGAUGCCCAUGAGCCCGAACCACCUAUUUCGUCUCACGGAGCUCCCAAUCGCCUCUCCGUGGAUUCAACCGCUUCUUCGGCCUUGUUUGUUCCAGCUGAAACCCCACCACCAUCAAAAAAUGCGGCUCGUCAAUCACUGCUACAAACAGCACCUCCUACUGGGACAACAUCUAGGAACGAGCCUCCAAAACCAAGAACCUCCAUUGCACAAACAGAAACAACCUCAAGCAAGCUUCCAAACUCGCGACUAUCUCAGCUUGCGAAAAGAAUUACUGCCAAGUACAAACUCCCUGCGCGCCAGAAAAGCCCCCCACAAGCAGCAAAGCCAAUAUUAUCUUCUUUCGCCACAGGCCCAGGUGCCAAGCGCGCAUACCGUGAUAAGAAAUGGGGCGAACGACCACCGGACUUGUCACAGAUGGAGCUGAUGAAGCCUUCUGAAUUUCCACCAAGGAUGAACAUAGGCAGCACCAUCUCAGUGGUUGGCCCAUCUGUAACAAGUCCCAAAACCCUGGAAGCCCAAAAUCAAUCUGCUUCUGAGAACCCAGUCGAUUUGACCGGUCUACUAAAGACACAUAUUGGCCAAAUAGACGAUAAAGCUGCAAAGCAGCCACAAGAACAUGUUCUUCUCGCACCCUCGUCAGCCAUGGCUCCUCCAGUGUCUCGCUCUUCAAACUUAGGCUCCACUAGGUCAGUUUCGUCGUCUGGCUUAGAUCCAGAGAGACCUAUUGGUUCUCUAGAUUCCCCUCCGCAAUCUACUCAGUCAAAGUCCAUUCCGCAGACCAACCUCACCUAUCCCGGUUCUGUAGAUUCUAUUGCCUCUACUUCCUCGUCUCUAGGUGAGGCUCCUUUGACGAAUCCUGUCGGGCGGUCAACCUCCGCCCUUACUGCGCCAUCACUAGCUCCCCGUCCCUCACCACAGGCCAAUAUCAACACAUCUACCUGUCCUCCGGCCUCGACUGGCUCAGUCCUCCCUCCGGUCAUUCUAUCUGGGGGGCGUGCAGAAGGGCAGCCAGCUCUCUCGUCGGUCAUCGCCCUCUCGAUGGUCACCGCCCUAUCGACGGCCACGGUCACCACUAUCUCGCAGGUCACGGUCACCGCGCUCUCGGUGGUCACGGUCACCGCGUUCUCGAUGGUCACGGUCACCGCGUUCUCGGUGGUCACGGUCACCGCGUUCUCGAUGGUCACGGUCACCACUAUCUCGCAGGUCACGGUCACCGCGUUCUCGCAGGUCACCAUCACCACCUUAUCGGCGAUCACGGUCACCGCCCCCCGGUUGGCCGUCAAGGUCUUCCCUCCGUAG